Scleropages formosus (Asian bonytongue) is the source of this 1541-nucleotide messenger RNA. Its product is annotated as methylosome subunit pICln-like. Gene Ontology annotation, cellular component: cytosol; methylosome; spliceosomal complex. Lineage: Eukaryota; Metazoa; Chordata; Actinopteri; Osteoglossiformes; Osteoglossidae. Gene Ontology annotation, biological process: chloride transport; spliceosomal snRNP assembly; cell volume homeostasis. The record is from RefSeq and is a predicted model, not a curated record. The transcript has 7 exons. The coding region runs from base 316 to 1038 and encodes 240 amino acids.
GCCCGUUGAAGUGCGGUGCAGGAGUCGAUGCUCCGCGAGACACCCUCAGUCCUGCUGGGUGGCAGUGCAGCGCGAGGAUGACGUCAUUAGUGUCAGCAUCAAGCCUUUGGUAUAAGUUAGAGAAAGCGAGGUGUUUGUGUUGCUGCACUCUUACGACGGGUUGCACGGAGUGAAAAUUGUGACGAAAGAGAGUUCUUGCCCAAAUCCAGAGCUGUUAGUCUGCAUAUUAUUACUGUGGGAUUACCAGGUGUUUUGGUAACUUCAGAGACGAGCUAACUCGGGUUCGUUCGUCACUUUCAAGUUAUUAGAGAAGGGAUGGUGCUGCUGAGAAUGGUGUCUCCUCCGUGUGAAGGCGUCCGGCACGAAGAGCCCGAAACUACUGCCUUCCUGGACGGAAAGGGACUUGGAUCAGGGACACUUUGUGUUGCCGAAACGCGCGUGUCUUGGUUCGACGGCUCGGGGAUGGGCUUCUCCGUGGAGUACCCCGCCAUCAGCCUGCACGCCAUCUCGCGCGACACGUCCGCGCACCCACAGGAGCACCUGUACCUCAUGGUCAACUCCCGAUUCCACCACGAGGAAUCGGACAUGCGCAGUCAAGCUGACGAAGCACAGGAGGAGGAAGAAGAAAAUGAGAGCAGUGAUGACAGCCAAUCCUCUAGCCCUAUCACUGAGAUUCGGUUCAUCCCCAGUGAUAAAUCUUCUUUGGAGUCCAUGUUCUCUGCUAUGUGCGAGUGCCAGGCUCUGCACCCAGACCCUGAUGAUUCAGAUUCUGACUUUGAGGGAGACGAAUAUGAUGUUGAGGAAGCAGAGCAAGGUCAACACCAUCUGCCAGACUUGUACAGUUGUGAAGAAGCUAUGUCUCACUUCACUCUGGAGACCCAGGUCAUGCUGGAAAAGAAAGAGGAAGAGCCAUCCAAGCUGGUAGCCCAGCAGUGCCACCUGGAGGAGGAGACCAAAGUGAAUAUAAGUGUGACAACAGAAGCUGGUCAGUCUGAGGAUGCCAGUGUGAAGGAUUGGGUGCCAGCUAAACACUUCUAAUCAGUAAAAAAAUAGCUGUUAGAGGUGAUAUUUGAAGUUGUCAUGGGAUUCAGACCGGUAUAACCUUUUGCUGUGGCAGAACUAGAAGCUGUUCUGAAGGGAAGAGGAGAUCCAAACAAGGCUUCUAAAAUCCCAUAAAUUUUUCUUUUGUAGUCAGCUACAGGGCUUUCACAUUGGCAAAAAUAUUCUCUGACCUUACUGUUAAUAGAAACAAUGCUUUUUGUGGUAUUCAUGCUAUUACAAAGAAAUGAUCAAGUCAAGCUUAUUGUCAUGUACAUAGUGCAGGUCUAUAUGGCAUAAUGAAAUUCUUAUUUGCAUGUCUCUUGCAGACUGUAAAAGUUAUAACUACAAACUAAGCAAUAAAUAGACAGCCAGUAAAUACAACAGCAAUAAACAGGCAAUAAAUAUAAGACUGAAACAUUAUAUACAAUGCAAUGCAACAUCUACAACCGCUUGUUCCAAGCAGGGUCGCGGCAAGCUGGAACCUACCCAGCAACACGGUG